This is a messenger RNA of Henningerozyma blattae CBS 6284, 4917 nucleotides long. RefSeq names its product Cmr2p (gene CMR2). The transcript has a single exon. Bases 1 to 4917 code for a protein of 1638 amino acids. Gene Ontology annotation, cellular component: cytosol. Lineage: Eukaryota; Fungi; Ascomycota; Saccharomycetes; Saccharomycetales; Saccharomycetaceae. The record is from RefSeq and is a predicted model, not a curated record.
AUGGAUUUUUCAGUUCCAUCAAAUCUACCUCCUCAUAUUAAAAACCUGUUAUAUGAUCUAAUUCAGGAUUAUAAAGAAGAAAACUUAACUAGAAAAGGGUAUGAGUCAAAAAGAAAAAAUCUCUUAGAAGAUGCUCAUACGAGUGUACCAGUUUCUUCAUCUUCCUCUCAUAAUCGUUCUUUCGUUUCGACGUCGAAUGAGUUUAGAAGGACCCCAACUGUAGGUAGCAAUAAUUAUAUAUUCCCAAAUGAUUUGAGACAUAAUAGUAACGAAAAUUCUAUGUCCUCCCCUAGAUACCAUAUUAGUUCAAAAACUAGUUUUACCAGCGCUAACUCUACCCAACUAUCAUUACCAAGACAGAAUUCUAUAUAUCGUGUAUCAACAGCAAAAUCUGAAUUAAACUUUCAUAAAAGGACAAAUUCUAUUCAAUUAUCCUUAUCAUCCUCAGAUAUCCCUCUAGAUACAUACGAGCCAAUGAUUCCUCUACUACCAAGAAAACAGGAUAAAAUCAUAAUGGACUCCUUACCAUCCAUCUUACGUGGAAGAUUCGAAAAUUAUCCUAAUAUGACUGCAAUUAUAAGUAUAGACGAAAAGGGUAAGGAUAAUUAUAUUUCUUGGUAUAAAUUGUAUCUAAGAGCAGAGAAAGUUGCUCAUGAGUUGGUCGUAAAGAAUAGCCUUUACAAGAUGGAUAAAGUUAUACUGUGGUAUAAUCAAGAAGACAUGAUUGAAUUCACCGUAGCUUUAUUAGGGUGUUUUAUUGCUGGUAUGGUAGCUGUCCCAGUAUCAUUCGAGACUUAUUCUCUAACUGAGGUUGUAGAAAUUAUUAAACUUACUACAUCAAAGCACGUGUUACUUUCUAAUGAAUGCUAUAAACAAUUAGAUAAUCUGCAUUCUUCUACAAGUAAUAAUAAAAUUAAACUAAUUAAAAGUGAUGCAUUUUCCCAGAUUCAUUUCAUUAAGACAAAUGAUUUGGGCAUAUAUUCUAAAGCCAAGAAAAAAGUUCCUACAUUUGACAUUCCAAAUGUAUCAUAUAUUGAAUUUACUAGAACACCAUUAGGUAAAUUGUCUGGGGUAGUAAUGAGACACAAGAUUUUAGCUAAACAAUUUGACACAUUGGCAAAGAUUUUAGAUUCACGUUCAACAUCUACCUGGGAAAAAAAACAGAUAAAAAAAUCGCAUUCGCAUAGGGAUCCUUCAAAUAGAUACACCAUCAUGAAUAGUUUAGAUCCUACUAGAUCUACAGGCCUGAUAUGUGGUGUUCUCUUCAACAUAUAUUCUGGUAAUCUUCUUAUAUCAGUAGAUAAAAAUAUCUUAAAGAGAGCUGGUGGCUAUGAGGAAGUAAUUAACAAGUAUAGACCAGAUAUUUUACUAAAUGAUCAAUUGCAAUUAAAGCAAGUAGUAAUCAAUUUCUUAGAUAAUCCUGAAUUAACUAAUAAUAAAACACAAAAAAUGGAUUUUAGAUGUAUCAAAUGUUGUUUAACUUCGUGUACAACAAUUGAUACAGAUGUUACUGAUAUGGUAGUUUAUAAAUGGUUGAAUAAUUUAGGUUGUUCUGAUGCCGCCACCUGCUAUUCUCCAAUGCUUACUUUGCAAGACUUUGGUGGGAUUUUUAUUUCUUUACGAGACCAAUUAGGCCGCCUAGAAAAUUUUCCAAUUCAAACGCCAACUUUAAGAUUACAGGAUGAAUUAUACGUUGAUAAGGAGAAAUUAAGGGUGAAUAUCGUUGAACCAAAUGUGAAUGCUUCUCUAAAUAGCUCUAUAUCAUUCAAUGACUACCUGAGAAUGAAUACUUUUGGAUUCCCAAUACCAGAUGCCACAUUAUGUGUAGCAAAUUUAGAUGACGCUACACUUGUACCUGAUUUAACUGUUGGUGAAAUUUGGAUAUCUUCCGAUAGUAUAACGAAUGAAUUUUAUCAAAUGGAGCGAAUCAAUGAUUUCGUGUUUAAUGCAAAAAUUAAUUAUUCAAAGAUGAAAACUAUGUGCUCUUCUAGCUCAAAUUCGGUACAAUCACUAGAAAGAGUUAGUACAAUCAAAUCAUUAGUAUCACCUGCUAAAAAUUUUAUGAGAACAAAACUUAUGGGAUUCAUUCAUAAUGGGAAAAUAUAUGUGCUGUCAAUGAUUGAAGAUAUGUUUUUACAAAACAAAUUGGUUCGCCAUUCCAACUGGGCUCAUACAUCAGAUUUAAGCAGAGCUAAAGUAAGUCCAUCACGUACAACUGCACCUAUUCCAAACUUAAACUCUCCAGCUACUUCAAGCAAUAACCCUACGAAAAGUGAUGUAGAAGAAAUUUCUAGCGAAAGAAGCUUGAGGUCAAAACGUGUAGUUCAAACUUAUUAUUUACAGCAAAUUAGUGAAACUUUAGUCCGAACUGUCGCAACUGUCCUUGAAGUCUCUGCUUUUGAAUUGCCACAUAAUAGAGAUGAACAUUUUCUUGUUAUGGUCGUUGAGAGUUCUUUAGCUAAAUCAGAUUCUACCAUGCUUGGUAUCUCCUCAGCCCGCCAAACCAAAUUGGAAAAGACUAUGACUGAUUUUACUGAACAGAUAUACAGAAUAUUGUGGAUUUUUCAUAAAAUUCAGCCAGUAUGCGUAUUAGUUGUACCACCAGGCUCAUUGCCAAGAAGAUAUUGUUCUUUAGAAUUGGCUAAUAGUACAAUUGAGAAGCAAUUCUUAAAUGGUGAGCUUAAAUCAAAUUUUGUCAAAUUUCAAUUUGAUCAUGUUAUUUUGGACUAUAUUCCACAUUCUCUAUACUAUAAUGAAAGUAUAUUUUCAACGCAUCUAUCUGAAUUGAGAAGAACUUAUCUAAAGGAGAUAUACGAGGUAUUAUCUCAUAAUCAAGAUGGGACGGGAUUCCAAUCUUCAAAGAUUGAUUAUAGAGAAUCAUCAUUUGAUCCAAGAACAAACAAAAAACUAUCUGAUUUUAAAAAUAUUAUCGAAGUUAUUGAAUGGAGAUUAUCUAAUAGCCAAAAUGAAACCACAUUCAGUGACGGUAUGAAUAAUCCUCAAACUAAUUCUAAAGACAGCAACAAUACAAAUACGCAAGUUUCUUGGAAAUUAUUUGAAAAAAUUGUUGCCUCAUUUCUAAAGAAAAUAAUUGGUUCUAAAGUUCCUUUAAAACGUGGUGAUCAUGUAGUAGUUAUGUGUGAAAAUUCUGUGGAAUAUCUUGCUACUAUUAUCGCAUGCUGGUACUGUAAUUUGAUUGUAAUUCCUCUUGAUGUGCUUAGAGAAGAGAAUGCAGAACAUGAUAUGCAUUUUUUCAUCGAUGUCAUUAAAACUUAUGACGUAAAGAGGGUAUUCUUUGAUAAUAAAACUGUAUAUCUUAUUGAAAAUCAUCUAAUAAUAAGCAAAUUAUAUAAAGAUGUUAAACACCAAAUUCCAAAGACUACAAAUAUUUCUAAAAUUAAAAAGAGAAGCGAUCUUACAAUCAAGUUAUUUAAAAAGCCUAUAUCUGAAAAAUUUCCUUCUAGAAAAAGUUCAAAUCCAAAUUCUAUUACAUGUUUAAUUUGGAUCAAUCGUGAUUCUGAUACUACUGAAGAUAUACAUGUCCAGAUGUCUCAUUCGAUUCUAAUGAAUGAAUGUAAAAUCCUGAAAGAAACUUUACAUUUAUCUCAUGAAAAUACAUUAUUUUCUCUUUCACCUCAUACAUAUGGUAUUGGAUUUAUAUUAAGUGUCCUCCUUGGGACUUAUGUUGGCUGUGUUACAACUUUCUUCAGUUUAAGAGAUGUCCUUUCAUCUCCUAAAGAUUUUUUAAUCGGUUUACAAAAUAUGAAUGUUAAAGAUAUAUUUUUUGAGUUAGAGACAUUUUACCUUUUAAUGGCUAAAGCUGCAGAAGUGUUGGAAGGGGGGAAAACAAAGCCAACUAACAACAAAAAAGAUAACAAAAUUUCACACACAGUAUUGAGUCCAGAUUUUUUUAGAAAUGUUAAAAAUAUUAUGAUACCAUUUUCUAAUAGGCCAAGGACCUUAACAAUAGAAUCUAUUCUAAAGAAAUAUAGCUCAAUUAGUAUCAACCCAGCCCGCAUCAAUUUCGUUUAUGAACAUAUAUUCAAUAGCAAUAUUUCCUUAAGAUCAUACUUGAAUAUACCUCCAGUUGAUUUAUAUUUAGAUCCGUGUGCUUUACGUGAGGGACUUAUAAAAGAAAUUGAUCCAUCAGCUGUUGGAUCAGAUGGGUAUUUACGGAUUCAAGAUUCUGGUGUGGUUCCAGUAUGCACUGAUAUAGCAAUCGUCAACCCAGAAACAAAGAUGCAAUGUUAUAGUGGUGAAUUUGGUGAGAUUUGGUGUUGUUCUGAAGCUAAUGCCUAUGAUUAUUACCUCUUCAAAUCAGAUUUAAAGAACACAAAAAGAAAACUAAUCAAGGAUCAAUUUAUUACGGAACAGUUUAAAACUAAAAUAGAAGGAAAUGGCGAUACCGGGCUAACAUACUUAAGAACCGGUGACUUAGGGUUUAUUAAGAAUGUUACAGUGACUGAUUCUGUGGGAUCUGUUAAAAAUUUGAACUUAUUAUAUGUACUCGGUAGUAUCAAUGAGUCCAUUGAUCAUCUUGGUUUAACACAUUUUGUUACCGAUCUAGAACAGACCGUUAAAACUGUUAAUAAGUCAAUAUUGAAUUGUAUAAUUGCCAAAACUGGUGGUUUAUUGGUUUGUCUAAUAAAGACUAAAGCCAAAGGUUGUAAUUAUGCUACAUUAACUACUUUAGUUGUAUCACAGCUAUUAAACCGCCAUGGUGUUAUUUUAGAUCUGUGUGCGUUUGUAAAACCAGGCAAUACUAGUAGUAUACUACCUGAGAGCUGGUCCAAAUACCGUAAAACAGUGAUGAAAAAAUGGUUCUCUGGUAAUUUGCCAAUUAUUACUCAAUUUGGUAUUAAUUAUGGUGAAAAUAUGUCUAUAUAUUUAUUAUCUGAUUUUAACAAUGCAAAUUGA